ACAAUCACACGUAUUCUCAAACGAAUACUGAAAAAUGUUACUGUUAUCUAUCAAGAUGAUUUUUAUAAACCCGACAAAGAGAUUCCUAUUGAUAAAGAAACCCAACUAGCAAAUUGGGAUUGUCCAGAAGCAAUAGAAUUUGAUAGACUAUUAGAUGUUUUAUCCUUUGCCAAGAAAAAUAAGGGAAAAUUGCCUGAAGGAUAUGAUUCAAAAGAAGAAUUAAAUGUUCAUGAUGGAUCUAACCAAUUGGAUGACCAGGCAGCGAUAAAACUACAAGAGAUGCUUUCGUAUCUAGUAAAAGAAGACAAUCAUUUUAUUAUAGUCGACGGGUUUAUGUUAUAUUGGGAUAAUAGGGUGUACCAACACUUAGACUGUAAGAUAUCUCUUACAACGUCUUAUGAGACUUUGAAAUCUAGAAGAGAGCAAAGACAAGGCUAUCAUACUGCUGAAGGGUACUGGAUUGAUCCUCCAGGCUAUUUUGACAAGAUCGUAUGGUCAGAAUACCUUCGACUAAGCCAACAUGAUCGUUCACUCAAAGACAUUGUCGUUAUCGAUACAGAAAACAACUCAAUAGCUCAGACAGCAUUAAAAGUGGCAGAUGGUUUAUGUAAGCAUUUACUUUGA
Molecule: messenger RNA, 624 nt
Organism: Rhizopus microsporus ATCC 52813
Lineage: Eukaryota; Fungi; Mucoromycota; Mucoromycetes; Mucorales; Rhizopodaceae
Product: P-loop containing nucleoside triphosphate hydrolase protein
Exons: 2
Cellular component (GO): cytoplasm
Source: RefSeq, a predicted model, not a curated record